Messenger RNA from Panonychus citri (citrus red mite), 2372 nucleotides. RefSeq names its product voltage-gated potassium channel subunit beta-2-like (gene Hk). Gene Ontology annotation, molecular function: voltage-gated potassium channel activity; transmembrane transporter binding; potassium channel regulator activity. Gene Ontology annotation, cellular component: voltage-gated potassium channel complex; cytoplasm. The record is from RefSeq and is a predicted model, not a curated record. Gene Ontology annotation, biological process: regulation of potassium ion transmembrane transport; potassium ion transport. The transcript has 4 exons. Lineage: Eukaryota; Metazoa; Arthropoda; Arachnida; Trombidiformes; Tetranychidae. Bases 319 to 1728 code for a protein of 469 amino acids.
AGAGAAUAGAAUAAAAUUUUUUCUCUUUUUCAUUAAUUGUCUUUUCUUUUACACCUUUAAUUGUAUUGAAUUUAAUUCUUUUCAAUUGAUUUGAUUAUUUUUCUCUGUCAUUAUUAUGGUUCAUUUUUAAUUUUCGAUUGUUGUUUGAACCUUUUAUUGGAUUUUCUUGGUUCCCUAUUUGUUUGUUUCUCUAUUGCUUGGUAACCUCGAUUUUUGGGUUUUCUUUUUGCUCUAUCUUAUCCUCGAAGGUAUUUGUUUAUUUACCUUUUCCCUUGGAAUAAUUUUCAUUUCUUCAUUCUUUUUGGUGUUUAUCUCAAGAUGAAUAUGAACCGAGGACCAGGUACUGUAUCUGGUGGGGAAAAUGUUGGAGGUCAAGCAAGUUCAAGUGGUCCUCAUGGGUCUGUUACAUCUCCUGGAUUUGCACCACCAAAUGCUAAUGGUCUUUAUGAUCACCAUUCACUUCAACAAAACAGUCAACCUUUACCUCAGGCUUUACCUCAACAACAACAACAACAACAACAACCACAAUCCCUACAAAGUCAACAACCAUCUCAUCUACAAUCUCAUGAUUAUCGGAAUGAUAUAAGUUCUAGUGAAUUACCUUUCAUUGGUGACACAACUUCUGCUUUUAGUGCAACUCCAUCUACUCCACGAUACGAAAUAUUUGCCAAUUUUACUUCGCCAUCAGUUAGCACCAUGAAGUACAAGAAUUUAGGUAAAAGCGGUUUACAAAUUCCCGUUGUUGGAUUCGGUCUUUGGAGUGCAUUUGGUACUCGUCUAAGUGACCAAGCUGCAGAAGAGUUGAUCUCAGUUGCUUAUGAGAAUGGUGUCAACUAUUUCGACACUGGUGAUGCUUUUGUUAAUGGUCGAUGUGAGGUCAUGUUAGGAAACAUAUUGAGAAAACGAGGAUGGAAGCGUAACACUUAUAUGGUAUCAACUAAGUUAUUCUGGAACAAUGGACCUUCAUCAACCACUGGUGGUUCAGGACUAUCAAGGAAAAUGUUAACCGAAGCUUUGGAAGCCUCAUUACGAAGAUUACAAUUACGUUAUGUCGAUAUCGUGAUAAUUAACAAAUUAGAUGGAAUGUGUCCUAUGGAGGAAAUUGUUCGAACCAUGAGCAAUCUAAUCGAUCGAGGUCUCUGUUUUUAUUGGGGAACUUCUAGAUGGUCACCGGUCCAUAUUAUGGAAGCUUUUUCAGUUGCUCGACAAUUUAAUUGUCCACCACCAACUUGUGAACAAAUGGAAUAUCAUAUGUUUACCCGUGAGAAGAUGGAGCUUUACAUGCCCGAAUUAUAUCACAAACUUGGUGUUGGUUCGAUUAUUUGGUCGCCGUUUUCAUUGAAUAACGAUGAAGGCAUUUCAUUCAUUUCGAAAAGAUCCCUGAAAACUGAUCUUAAAACGAAUAUUGCUCAAGGAAAAUUAACUGAGCUCAAUACAAUUACCAGUAAACUCUCGUGUGACCUUUCACAAUUAGCCACUGCUUGGUCUUUACGGAAUGAAAAUGUCAACUGUGUUCUAAUUGCACCUCGAUCUCUUGACCAACUCUACCUACAACUAAGCACAAUUAAAUUAUCAAACAAACUGACACCAACCAUUUUGGAAGAGAUGGAAAAAAUUCUCGAAAAUCGGCCAGUGGCCAGGAAAAAAAUUGUGCCGAGUGGUUCACUUAACAUUUUGGCAACGAAUGCAAUCAAUUCUAGUCGAAGAGAAUCAGCAACUAAUUUAUGAAACAAUUAGAUCUUAUCAACACAAUCCAUAAAUACAUUUUCUUCUCUAUCAAAACGAUUGAUGGACUAUCAUAAAUUAGGAAUACAUGAAGUAAACCCUCAUCAUCCAUCAUUUUGACUUCUAGUCAUCAACCUCUCAUCAAUUUUAUCUUUUUGGUCUCAUUUAUUGUUACCUUUAGUUAAUUUAUCUUUUUGUUUUGUUUUCAUCUUUCCUUAAUUUCAUUUUUCCUACCAAAUUUGUUACAAAAUUAUUUCUUUUUUUUUGCAAUUUGCCAAAUAUUUCAGUAAUUUAACUGUAUAAAUCUAAUUCUUUCCAUUUGAAACGUCGAUCAGCAAUUAACAACCAAGGAUUCAAACAGUGAAAACAAAAUCUGAUUAGAAAGUGACUACAAAUACAAUAGUGUAACAAGACAUUUAAAUGGACAUCAACCCAAUGGAACCAAGAGAAUUGACAAUUUUACAAUAACCAAAUCACAACCAAACAAUAGAUUGAGUAAACUAAUUGCUCAAAUGUUUAAAGGCUUUUGGAAGUCCAAGAAAAAAAAAUAGUCACCCACAAAUUUAAGACUAAUUUAAAUAACAUUAAAGCGAAUCACAAAUCAAUCAGAUAAAUUCAAAUAAAUCAAAACAUUUAAUUUAACCUAA